UUCGUUGUGAUUGUUCAGUGUGUCCCUUACCUGCGAUUCAGGUAAACUUUGUUUUGAAAUGCGUCCAGGUGGAAGAGGUAGAGGGGUAAAUGGAGGGCUAAAUGGAGGGGUAAACGGAGGUGCAGUUCAAACACCUGCAGCUGGCAGAGGAAGAGGACGAGGGAGAGGGUCGCGAGUAAUUACUCCACCAGAUCAAGAACAAACAAUUCCUGCAAUCGGUCAGUUAUCAGUUGGAGGGGUCAGAGAGAGGGGCGCCAGAGCUAACUACAGGCAGGAUGAACCAGGUCCAUCUCAACUAGCAGCAGUGAAGUGUGGACCACCCCCUGGUAAACCAGUCACUCUUCUAACUAACUAUCUUAAGUUGGUCAAGUCGAAUAAUCUCCCUAUCUUCCAGUACCAUGUGGAGAUAUCCCCCGAGAUUGUGAAUGAAAGAAGAAAAACAGGAAUGAUGUACAAUGGAAUAGAAGAACUAAAAUAUAAAAUUAUAUUUAAAGAUCAAAUUUUGUACACUUUCUUGGAUACAAUUGGAGCUGAGAAAGAAUAUCAUGUCACAAGUUCUACUAAAGAUGGGGAGAUAAUACACAGAGUAACUGUAAAGAGAACAGGAGAAGUCAUAAAAGACAGCCCGCACUUUGCUAACGUAUUCUUUAAUCAUGUGGCAAAUAACAUAUCCGACUGGCAGAGAAUUCGAAGAGAUUACUUUGACCCAAAGAACGUGACAAAACUUCCUCAAUAUCACGUGGAGAUCCUGCCUGGCUAUCAGUUUAGAGCUGGAACCUUCGCUUCGGGUCCCCUCAUGAGUAUCGAUAAUAAACACAAAGUCAUGCGGACUAACACAGCUCUGCAGUUUAUCCAGGAAAUCGUUACAAAGAAAGGUGGUCAGCUACAAACAGCUCAAACUGAUAUAAUCCGAGAGUUGACAGGAAGAGUCGUUAUUACAAGGUACAACAACAGCACAUACAAGAUUGAUGACGUAUUGUUUGACAUGAAAGCAUCUCAUGAGAUUGAAUUGCGACCUGGGUACAAAAUAUCCUUCAUAGAUUACUACAAAAAUAAGUUCAAUCUCACAAUCCAUGAUGCAGACCAGCCGAUUCUUUUGAGUCGAAAGAAACAACGUGAUACCAAUGGUAAUGAUAAAGAAAUACAGAUUCAUCUAGUUCCAGAAGUAUGCUAUCUCACUGGACUGUCCGAACAAGAAUCUACCAACACAAGAACCCCUUUAUUUAAGGCACUGUCAAAUGUAACACGCACCAAUCCGACUGAUAAAGUUGCGGUUCUCCAGACCUUUGCUGAUACCAUAAACCAAGAACCGAUAACCGAGAGGUGGGGCUUGAAUGUGGAAACUUCCUUACUGCAACUUCAAGGAGGAAACAUUGGAGCAGAACAAGUUAUCAAUGAGAAAUUCAAAAUAGACAGGGGAAGCUUUGAUAGAAUGACAAGGAGUAGAUUUGUCAUAUCUUCUGCAGGAAUCAAGGAUAAUUGCCAUAUCAUCUGCAACAGUAGGGACAUGCCGUUGGCACUGUCUAUGGUAGAGCAGAAAUUUGCUCAAGCAGCUGGCAUGGAUAUAAUUUUCAGAAGAGAGAACAUUAUUCAAGUUAACAGUGACAGGGCAGAAGCAUUCAUGGAGGCAGGGAACUCAGUGGAUACGAAAGCUCUGCUUUUUAUUUUGCCAAACGAGAAAGCUGACAGAUACAAUGCCAUCAAAAAACGUUUUUGUGUUGAACAGCCGAGAAUCACACAGGUCGUUUUAGCAAAAACCUUACGGAACAGCAAUGGAUUAGCGUCAAAGAUUACAAAGAUCCUAAUGCAGAUUGAUGCGAAAGCUGGUGGCCAUCUUUGGAAAAUAAAUCUUCCAGUAAAGAAUGUUAUGUUCGUGGGCAUAGACACAUACCAUGAUUCCCUAUCUAGGCGACGUUCAGUUGGCGGAUUUGUUGCCAGUAUGAACGAUAUCCAGACACGUUACUACUCAAGAGCAUUUUGGCAUGACAAUGCUGGCGAAGAAGUCUUCUCAGGCUUACAGCCUAUCAUGAAGGACACCCUCCUUGAGUAUUAUCAGUUGAAUCAACAAUUUCCAGCAAGAAUUAUCAUAUUUAGGGAUGGAGUUGGUUAUGGUCAGAUGCAAGCUGUGCGGGAAUUGGAGAUAGAGUCUAUAAAGAGGGCUAUGUUGGAGUUACAGCUGCAAAAGACUGAAUUUGUUUUCACAGUAGUAGCAAAGCGCAUAAACACUCGCUUCUUUGAAAAGUUUGGAACAAACUACAAGAACCCUUUCCAUGGCACAAUUGUAAGCAAUGGUAUAACAAAAAACGAUCAAGCGUUUGACUUCUAUUUGGUCUCUCAAUCUGUUAGCCAAGGAACUGUGAGCCCAACACAUUAUACAGUCUUGGAAUGGAAUACAACUCUUAAACCUGAGCAUUUACAGCAGAUUGCAUUUAAACUCUGCCAUAUGUAUUUCAAUUGGACUAGAAUUGAACAAUUUGGGAUCCGGACUCUACAGCGUAAGACUCUACAGCGUGAGACUCUACGGCGGAUAGAUGACUAUAACAACAAUAAAACUUGA
Molecule: messenger RNA, 2557 nt
Organism: Bolinopsis microptera
Lineage: Eukaryota; Metazoa; Ctenophora; Tentaculata; Lobata; Bolinopsidae
Product: piwi-like protein 1
Exons: 17
Coding region: 59-2557 (832 amino acids)
Biological process (GO): regulatory ncRNA-mediated gene silencing
Cellular component (GO): P granule
Molecular function (GO): piRNA binding; RNA endonuclease activity; protein binding
Source: RefSeq, a predicted model, not a curated record